UCAAAAUUUUCCCCCUCUCUCUCUCUCUCUCACGCACGCUCUCUCUCUCUCUCUCUCAUCGUCAUGGCUUCUCAAAGAGGUGGAGCGCGCGAUCUGUGGGCGGAGAUCUCGUCUCAAGAAGCAGCUGAAGAAGAUCGAGGAGCCGCUCCAAAGCCCCAGAUCGCUGUUGUCUACGGAAGGCGAAGAGUGGAGAGUGAAAACCCUAGAGAAGUUCAAAAAGAAAGAAGCCGGUCGAGUAGAGAGAACAGGGUGAGCUUUGCUCCGACUAAGAGGAUUAGCUGGAAGCGCUCUCUUUCCAUCAGAGGAAGGGAAAGUAUUGUUGUUGGACCAGGAUAUGAUGUUAGGCCUCAGCUUAAGCAAAAAGGAGCCCAGAAGAAACUGAAACAGAAGAAAGCUGGACAGCAACCUCCCGAUUUUAGAAAGGAGAAAGAUUACUUUGCAGAAGUCGACUCCUUUGAGCUCAUAGAGGAGAGUCCUUCCCCCAAUAACUUUUCCACUUGGGCAAUGGGCAGGAAACAUGAUUAUGUUAUUCAUGAUCUGCCUGCCAUUUUAGAGCGGUGGAGAAUUUCAAAGGUUGCAUACAGUAGACCCUCACAGCAGCUGUUUAAAAUUUUGGAGACACCAAUAAUUCCUUCGGCAGACAGUUGCUCUUGUGGUUCCUCUAGUUUGAUUGAAAAAACUCCAGACAGGACUUCAAGGUUGAAGCUCACCAGCCUUAAAUCUUAUCAAAGGAGCAGUGCUUCAAUGGCCAGAGAUCAUAGUUCGGCUGGGGAUCUGAAUGAAAACUGCAUCCUUUCCUCUUUUGAUUCACUUCGAAUAAAAGAAGAGGAUGAUGUCUGCGGAGAGGUAGAUGCUUGGAAAGAAGAGGAUGUGGGUAAAGAAGUAGAUGGAGCUAUCAGAAAGGAAUCGUUGGAUUUGCGCCCAAAGUCGUUUGGUAGUGAAUGCCUCAGUGCUUUCACACAACUUCUAAUGGUUUGCAGGCAGUCAGCUCCUGUAAAGCUUUCUGAAGUCUUCUCCACAUAUUGUGACCCAACUACCAUAAUGAAACUUGGUGAAGGAACAUAUGGAGAAGCCUUCAGAGCAGGUGAAACUGUAUGCAAGGUAGUCCCUAUUGAUGGGGACUUACUAGUCAAUGGAGAAGUACAAAAGAAAGCUGACGAAGUGCUUGAGGAAGUUUUGCUUUCCCUGACACUAAAUAGUUUAAGAGAAAAAAAAGGAGCUCAUGCAAAGAAUUUGUGCACAGGGUUUAUAGAAACAAAGGACUUCCGUGUAUGCCAAGGCGACUAUGAUGCUGACCUUAUCAGUGCAUGGGAGGAUUGGGAUGCAAAACACGGUUCUGAAAAUGAUCAUCCUAAGGAGUUUCCUGAGGAUCAGUGCUAUAUUGUGUUUGUUCUUGCUGAUGGUGGCAAAGAUCUUGAAAGUUUUGUUCUUUUAAAUUUUGAUGAGGCUCGAAGCUUAUUGGCACAGGUUACUGCUGCUUUAGCUAUCGCUGAAGCUGCAUGCGAGUUUGAACACCGAGACUUGCACUGGGGAAAUAUUCUUUUAAGUAGGAAAGAAACCACAACGGUGGAUUUCACCCUUGAAGGAAAGAAAAUGACAGUCAAGACAUUUGGAGUAACAAUAUCAAUUAUUGACUUUACCCUUUCCCGAAUCAACACUGGGGAAGCUAUACUCUUCCUUGACUUAUCUGCUGACCCUUCACUGUUCGAGGGUCCUAAACGAGACAAACAGUCAGAAACAUACCGCAAAAUGAAAGAAGUUACAGAAGAUUGCUGGGAAGACAGUUUUCCGAGGACAAAUGUCCUAUGGCUAAUAUAUUUGGUGGACAUUUUGUUGACGAAGAAAUCCUUCAAACGAACUACAAAUGAUGAAAGGGAACUCCGAUCCCUUAAGAAGCGCCUCAAUUUAUAUGACUCUGCUAAGGAUUCUCUUUCCGAUAGCUUCUUCUGUAGUCUACUGGAUCAUCAUGACACGGUGUGAAUAGGAUAUUGUCGCGGUAUCAGAUCCUCGUUGUCAGAACUCGACCAAAAAAUGUAAGUUUUAUUGUAAAAUAUGAGCGUUUGGUAAUAUAUUUGAAGAGAAUAUUUCUCUUCUUAUGUGAACAGUUCUGCGUGCACUGGUCAUGUGAGCACAGCACUCAUAUGCUUUGAAAUGCAGAUGAAGUCUUAUUGCUUAUUUAUACUAUAUAUAUGUAAAUAUAUAUGAUUUUACUAGCUCAUAUUCGGAU
This is a messenger RNA of Asparagus officinalis (garden asparagus), 2227 nucleotides long. RefSeq names its product serine/threonine-protein kinase haspin homolog. Gene Ontology annotation, molecular function: histone H3T3 kinase activity; ATP binding. Gene Ontology annotation, cellular component: nucleus; cytoplasm. The transcript is spliced from 15 exons. Lineage: Eukaryota; Viridiplantae; Streptophyta; Magnoliopsida; Asparagales; Asparagaceae. The record is from RefSeq and is a predicted model, not a curated record. Gene Ontology annotation, biological process: mitotic cell cycle; protein phosphorylation; intracellular signal transduction. Bases 64 to 1980 code for a protein of 638 amino acids.